GAUCGAACGCGCGAGACCUCGUUUUGAUCUCUAUCUUUUUUUUUUCCCCAUUUCACGCGAUGUCCCACGGCCGAUGCAUGCUGGCAUUCCUCUUUGGUUUGUGGGCGAUCCUUCCGCCACGCCAAACUCACUGUGCCACAAACGUCACCGAUAUCGCGGAACAGGUCCAGGAGAACGAACUGGCGAAACUGGUGAAGAUGUUCUCCAAACCGGGCGCGUUCAAGCGGAUCGAUGCGAUACUUGGUGAGAAUACCAUCGAGGCAUCGUUCACGAGCUGUCCCAUGGGCGAAGAGGGCUUGGAGUGUCGAAGGGCGGAGGCUCGACGAUCGGUUGACUGUCCACGAGGUGACUGUUUCUGUUACGAUUGCGCCGCUGCCGGACCCGACUUGUGGGCCUCCUGUUGCCGUGAAAGCUUGAGGUGCUGCUCUCAUCUCGCAGCGGCUUGCAGAACGUGCGAUCAUCCGACACUGUAUCCCUUCUGCGCCAAACACUUCAAAAAAUGCGUAACUCAGUAUAACGAGAAGAAACAGAAUUAGGGACAAGAUUUCUCUGAAGAUGUCUCAACUGUGAUAGUUGGUUUACAAUGACGAUGAUCAUGUGACAGAAAUAUUUGACUUGUCCUCUGCACUAUCAAAUUGUUUGCAUAAACGUUCCAACUGAAUUAGAGAAAUUUACUUAAUUAAUCGUAUUACACAUUGCAUAACCGAAGUUUUUACACCGUGUCUCUAAAUACAGCAUUUACCCUCGAAAUCGUUAAACUGGUCCAUCAAUCUAAUUGCUUCUAGGUCCAACUUUGUGAAACAAAGAUUUUUAAUUCUGCAGUUGAUUGUACUCGAAUAUCUUCAUAUCAUUCAAAUGACAAAUCUACAAUCAGACAUUUAUAUUAUUUGUGGAAUGAUAUAUGAUAUACAAUUAUGUUACUUAAAC
Molecule: messenger RNA, 927 nt
Organism: Cyphomyrmex costatus
Lineage: Eukaryota; Metazoa; Arthropoda; Insecta; Hymenoptera; Formicidae
Exons: 3
Coding region: 60-536 (158 amino acids)
Source: RefSeq, a predicted model, not a curated record